Messenger RNA from Magallana angulata, 6477 nucleotides. RefSeq names its product adenylate kinase 9-like. NCBI's taxonomy places the organism in Eukaryota, Metazoa, Mollusca, Bivalvia, Ostreida, Ostreidae. Gene Ontology annotation, molecular function: ATP binding; UMP kinase activity; ATP hydrolysis activity. The coding region runs from base 29 to 5995 and encodes 1988 amino acids. Gene Ontology annotation, cellular component: cytoplasm; nucleus. The transcript has 41 exons. The record is from RefSeq and is a predicted model, not a curated record. Gene Ontology annotation, biological process: CDP biosynthetic process; UDP biosynthetic process.
UCACGAACUUCCUUAGAUACCAACAGCUAUGGCGGACAAAACAGAGACGCCAUCAGCUCUGACAGAUGCAGGAGGGACAGAUGUUAAAGAUCCCAAAGUGAUUAAUAUGGAUGCUGUCAGUGUUGAUCAGUCCAAAGUGCCAACAGAUUCAGAUCUUGAUGCACUUCUCCGGGACAAGGAGCUAAUGAUUGAUCCCUACAAUGAGGAUGAGACAGAAUUAAGAUUUCUGCACUCCAAACCAACUUGCUUUAUCAUAAUUGGAAAGCCGGGCUCAGGGAAAACAAGUCUGGCCAGAAGACUUGCCUCAGAGUGGAAAUGCGAAUUAAUAAAUCCCACUGAUCUGAUCAACCAACAAAUACACAUGAUGACAGAAACAGGAAACAAAUGCCAGGAGAUUCUUGUCAGAGGAGAGGCUAUUCCAGAGGAUAUGGUGAUAAAGAUGAUUGAAGAAAAAGUUAACUCACAGGAGGUGACCCACCAUGGUUAUGUGCUUGAUGACUUCCCCUGUCUGUCUGAGGAGAACCUCUCAAUACAAGAUCAAAUAGAACUCGUCAAGAACUGGAAACUUAAGCCUGAUUUUAUCAUUAACAUCAAGAUACCAGAUCAAGAUUUGGAAAAGAGGAGGAUCGGCCAGAAAGUGGACCCCUUGACUGGGGAAAUAUUUACUGAAGAAGUCUACAACCCAGAAAAACCUGUCAAAGAGUUAGAAACUGUCAAAGAAAUUAAGGAAGAAGGAGAAGAAGAGGGUGAGGAAGAGGAAGAAGAGGAUGCCGAGGAAGCAACACCUGAGGAUGGAGACUUUGCAGAACUUCCUCCAGAUGUGCUUGAGAGACUUCUACGUCGCCCUGAGGAUUUGGAGGAGCAAGCUGUAGGGAACAUUGCCAAAUACAAAAAUAAAAUGCUGCGGCUUCUAGAGGAUUAUAUGGCAGAUCACGAUCAGCAAUAUUUAAUUGAGUUGGAUGGAAAUCAAACAGUCCCUACUCUCUUCAGGCAACUGAUGUCUCGCUUGAACUGUUUUGUCCUGAGGCCAGCAGCCGUUCCGAUCCGGUUACAGGACCCGGAGGAUGAGGAAAUCCCGGAGGAGAUUGAGACAGAUGAAUUAAUGAGGUCACUGGCCCCUAAACAAAUGGUGGCUCCCAGAUUCAGAUGGAGAAGGAGCCGCUGGCUAAGGAACUGUCCAGUGGCAUUAUAUGAAGGGGACAUUACUCCUGGAAAACCAGAAUUUGCCGUCAGCUUUUUGGACAAGAUCUACGUUUUAUCAAGUGCUGAGGCUAUGGAGAAAUUUUUGAAGAAUCCUCGCCCCUAUUUGAUGGCCCCACAGCCCCGCCCACCCUGUAAACUGGCCAUACUGGGAGCCCCUCUGGCUGGUAAAACCACCCUGGCUCACCUGCUGGCUCAGAAAUAUGGUGCUAAGGUGUUGGAUAUGGAUGUGUUGAUAAAACCAAAGAUGGAGGAGGAGAAGCAGAAAUACUUAGCAGAGCAGAAGAAGGAAGCCACAGAGAAUGCUAUUUCAACUGUCAAGAUGAAGAUCAAAGAAAAAAUGGAGGCUGAGCAGGCAGCUAGGGAGGCUGAAGAGGCUGCUGCGGCGGAAUUGGCCGCCCAACAGGCGGAGGAGGAAGCUGAAGAAGAUGAGGAAGGCAAAAGUGGUGACGAGAAAGAGGAAGAUCCCAGUGCUACUGACACAAGCGUGGCUAAAGAGGGCGAGGAAAAAAGCGAAGAAUCGCCAAAGGAGGAAACAAAGCCAGAGGAAGGGGAGGAGACUAAGGAGGUCAAAGACACUGAGGAGGAGGAUAAGCCAGCUGAGGAGGGCGGUGAGGAGAAAGCUGAGGAUGCCAGGGCCGAGGAGAAGUCUGAGAUCACCACAUCCUCGGAGCCCCCGGCACCCCCACCGGUCCCCGAGGUGGACGAGACCCACCCAGAGGUCAUCACGAUGGUGGAGGCUGCCAUGAAGCUGGCCGAGGAGCAUCAGAUCAGCCUGCCCCCGGAGGUGUACAUCGAGGUCCUAGAGACGGCCAUCAAGGACGCCGAGAAAGAGCUGAGGGAGAAGGGCCCAGAGGGACCCAUACAUGGUGGCUGGAUUCUGGAUAACUUCCCAAAGACCAGAGAUCAGAUGAACAUGUGUAUAGAGAAGAAUGUGCUGCCUGAUGACGUCAUAGUGUUACAGGACAAGGAGAACAGCGAGUUCCUGUUACAGCGCUACUACCACAUGAACAAGGAGGAGAUCGAUGCCAAAAUCCAGGCACGUAAGGAGGAAGAGGAGCGUAAGAAGAGGGCCAUUGAGGAGGAGAGGAGGAGGAUUGAGGAAGAGGAGAGAAAAGCAGCAGAAGAGGCUGCGAGGAAGGCAGCUGAGGAGGAGAGACUGAGGAAACUGGCUGAAGAGGAGGGAGAGGAAGGAGCAGGUGGGGAGACAGCUGAAGAGGGUGAGGAAGAGGAAGAGGUUGAGGAGAAGACUGAGGAAGCAGAGAAGGAGGAGGCAGCAGAGCCUGCCAAAGAUACAAGCUCCCCCUCUCCAUCGCCGUCGUCAGCCUCAGAGGAAGAAGAAUUGAAGUCGGAGGUUGAGGAAACCAAGACCAUUGAGCCAGCCCCCUCCUCCACCGGUGAUGAAGAGGGGUCAAAGGCCGGGGUCAGGAUACAGGAGGAUGAAAAUAAACUUCCAACUGGACCAGAAAUGGAGGAGUUUAAGGAGAAGAAGAAGGAGUUUGACCGAGAGUUCCAGAACGUGCUUGGUGCCAUCGCCGGGGGAAGCAGCAUCGAGCCGAUUACCAUUGAGUUUGAAGACAAGGCUGUGGAGGAAGUGUUCAAGGAGUCCAUAGAGAACAUUGAGAAGCCUUUCCUGUACUCUGGCUGGGAGUACCAGGGUGCUGAUGUGGAUGAGGAGGAGGAAGACAUGGAAGCUGAUGCUGCAGCAGCCGAAGAAGAGGAGGAAGAAGGAGGUGAAGAGGAGGAAGACCCCAACAGGAAUAAGAAAAAGCCUCUUGGAGACACCAACCACUUCUGUCCGGUGGCCCUCAAGGAGAACUUUGUCCUUUACCCCGGGAAUCCUGAGGUUGCGUCCAGGUACAGAGAGAAGGUGUACUACUUCUCCACGACAGAGGCGCGGGAAAAGUUCCUGACCAAUCCCACCGAGUUCCUCCCCAAACACUCCCCACUGGAUCCCCCUCCAGUGCGCUUGUUGAUCCUGGGAGCAAGAGGUGCCGGUAAGACCCUCCAUGGCAGACAGCUGGCCAAGAAGCUGGGUCUGUUCCACAUCUCAUUCAAAGACAGGCUUCAGGAGCUGAUCAUCGCCAAAACCAGGAAGAAGAUCGGACCAGAGUACGAGGAAGACAACCAAGAAGAACCAGAGGAACCAGAAGAGGAUGAAGAUGAGGCUGCUAUCACUGACCCUGAUGGUAACCCAGUGGAGAAACCCGCUGAGCCCUCUGAGAGUAAAGAAGGGGGAGAGGAGGAGAAAGAGGAGGAGGAAGUGGAGUAUACAGAGGAGGAGGAGGCCAUCAAGUCCAACCUGGAGUCGGACGAACCUCUCCCUGCUGAGGUACUGGACACAAUCCUCCCCGCCUGGUGGAACAAAGAACCAUUCAAGUCAACAGGUUUUAUUCUGGAGGGAUUCCCCAGAACCAGUGAGGAGGCUAAAUACAUGGCAGAAAUGGGUCUGUUCCCAGACGCAGCCCUCAUCCUUAAUGUGGAGGAUAGUGAUGUCAUCGCGCGCCUUCUGCCUCCAAAACUAGAUAAAUGGAGAGUGAAGAGAGACAAGAGGUUGGAGAAGAAACGCAAGAAGAAGGAAAAGGCCCAGAAGAAAAGGGAAGCAGCAAUUCAGAAGAGGAGAGAGGAGCUCUUGAAAGAACAGGAAGAGCGAAGGAAGGAGAGGGCCGCAGAGAAGGCUGCUGCAAGGGAGGAUGGUGAGGAUGAAGAAGCAGAGGAGGAAGAGGAAGAAGCAGAAGAGGAAGAGGAGGAGGUAGACAUUGAGGCUCAGCUGGCUGAGGAGUUUGAGGAGGAAGAGGAGGAAGAAGAAGAGGAAGAAGAGCAGGAGGAAGAUGCCACAGACAGGAUGAGGAAUGACCUCAAUGAGGUGUACGACAAUGACACCAACAAACUCGCCGCUGUUCAGGAAACUCUGGAGGAAAUCUCGGUGCCGCGGGUCACUGUGGAGGGAGGCAGGAAGCCCCACAUUGUGAGGUACACUAUGUCUAAAGGCCUAAAGCCGUUCAUUGAGUUCAGACACAGCAUGUUUGAGCGAGUCUACCCUAUCAGUGAGAGGCUGGCCAAUAAGAUGCUUCAGACCGGAUACAAACAGCCCAGCAAGUUCGGCAGGUGGUGUCCUGUUAAGCUUUAUGAUGGAGAUGUGAUUCAGCCAAUGAAUGGUCUCGGAUAUAGUACAUACCCCUGUAUCUAUCGGCAACACAUCUACUUCCUGUCCACCCCCCAGGCCAGAGAGGAAUUCUCUAAGAACCCCAUGUUGUAUCUGACCCAGAACAUCUCCAGACCUGUGGUCCCCAUCAGACUGAGCAUCGUUGGACCUCCAAAGUCCGGCAAAACAGCAUUGGCCAACAGGUUUGUGAGUGAGUACGGCCUGGUUCGACUGUCCAUCGGUGAGGCCAUGAGGAGGGUGCUAAUGGAGCAGCCCAAGACUGACCUGGCCAAGGCCAUCACCAAGCACCUGAUCAAGGGACUGACGGUGCCGGACGAGCUGGCCGUGCAGGCGCUGGACAUCUGUCUGAUGGACAUGAGGUGUCAGACCCGAGGGUACGUGUUGGACGGCUACCCUCAGACCAAGAAGCAGGUGGAGCUGAUGACCCAGUGUAACAUCAUUCCGGUCCGGGUCAUCGAGCUGGUGAUGGACAGCAAGGAGGUGAUGGUACGGGGGAUGAAGGACCGCAUCUCUCCCUCAAGAACUCUUCCAUUACACGACAGUUCCCAGAUUCUGGCGGUGAAGCUGGCGGCAUAUAAUAAGGAAGUCGGCGCAGUCAAGGAGUGGUACAAGAAGGAACACAUGAACCACGAGCUGGUCAGCGGCGAGCGCUCCAAGUGGUGGGUGUGGAACGCCGCCCUCGACAUCUCCAAGAAAAGCGUGUCACAGAUACAGACCUAUCUCAAGAGGAUCGCAGAUGGUCAAGCGGCGUCCAUUGCUGACAUGUGCAUCACCCCUGACGAGUUCCUGCAGCGUGUGGGAGACUUUGGACAGUACUGUCCAGUCAGUCUGGCCGAUAAGAACGAGCUCAUUGACUGCUCCACCAAUGUCACCCUCAAGUUUGCCGCCGAGUUCAGAGGACAUUAUUAUAAAAUGGCUGACCAAAAAGCCUUGGAGCUGUUCUUGUCCGACCCAGAGAGAUAUGUCCCCCCUCUGGCCCCCAACAAGCUCCCUGCCCCUGAGCUUCUCCCCGUCCGACAUGUUCCGGCUGAGGUGAAGGCCUCCCAGGAGAUAGAGCUGCUGGGGUACUGCCCGGUCACCUUCCUGGACGGACACUGCAGAUAUGAGGCAAUUGUCCCUGGACAUGCUGAAUUCAUCGCUGAAUACAGAGGAAAAUUUUUCUAUUGUGAAUCUGAAGAGAAGCUUUUGAAGUUCAUGAAGACCCCUGAAAAGUACUUUGACUUGAAGUUGCCCCACAAGCUGCCCCCGGCCAAGGAGCCCCUCCCCACUACAGGCCUACCCAUGCUGGGCUACAUGGAGCAGUCGUGUGCCACCGCGCUGGUCAAGGCCCUCACCGCCUGUGGUAACUUCAAGCCCAAAUACCCCUUCCUCAGCUCCAGUCGCUCCGCCCUCAUGUAUGUCGCCUAUCAUCUCAAAGCCUACAACCCUAAGAGUUCAGACUAUGUUAGAAAGAAGUACAAACAAAAAUUGCAUAAAUUUGAGGAAACAUGUCAACUGAUCCGUUACCUUGGAGACAACAUGACAGUGAGGUACCGUGCUCCCAAUGAUCGUCCCGGCGACUUCGACAAUAAACUAGAAACAUUCUUUGCUCUUCGCGGAAUAGAACCAACAAAAACAUGGAUGGUGUGAUCCGCUAGAUAUAUUGAAGCUUUACUGAUGUUUUUUGUGAUACAAAGAGUUCAUCUGAAUUGUAAUAGUGCAUUGGCUAAAAUUAAGGUGCUCCGUUUGUAAUUCUGUAACAAGAGUUGUCUACCUUUGAUAACAGCUGACAACACACUCAACUUUGCACCAUUAAAAGCAGUCAAACUAAAUUUUUUAUAACCAUCAAAUUCAAACUUUGUAGAUAUGUAUACCUGUUGAUACAUAUUCCGGCCUUAUAUUUGUGACAAGGUUUUGUAGAGACAAAUCUUGUAUUGCCCUUUAUUUAUACUCUGUAAAUCUUGUGUUGCCCUUUAUUUUUACUCUGUAUGACUGUCAUUGUCUGUGAUAUGGAAUUGUCAUUGUUUUUAUAUGUCUAUGUAUUGUUUAUCAAGUGUAAAGAGGGAAACAAAAUUAUGUUGACAGAAGUGAAUUGUACAGGUUAUGGAUCCGUCCAAUAAAAAUGUCCUAUG